Molecule: messenger RNA, 607 nt
Organism: Aspergillus nidulans FGSC A4
Lineage: Eukaryota; Fungi; Ascomycota; Eurotiomycetes; Eurotiales; Aspergillaceae
Exons: 2
Coding region: 95-358 (87 amino acids)
Source: RefSeq, a predicted model, not a curated record
AUCAAUCGAACACGUCUUCUUUUAGAUACAAAUCAAUUCAGUACCACAACCAAACCAGCAUAACACCUCUAUACUAAACACCACAUAUAACAUCAUGCCUCGCGGAGUCGAAUACGCUCAGGACAACCAAGUGUCCGACAACACCUUCGAAGCCGGUGACACGAAGGUUCACGGCACAAACCCCGACAACGACCACAUGAACCGCGUCGACCGCACAGCGCCCAUGCCUGAGGUGACCGGCUCCUCGGAACCGUACAGUGGACAGCCCCAUUACAGUAACCUGCAUGGCAGCGGCAAGGGUGGACACGAGCCUAAGACACUGGGCGAGAACAAGGGGGUCGGUGCCCAGGGUGUUUAAACGGUUAUGAAUAGGAUUAUGAGAUUUGGACUAGUUGGGCCAGGCGCCUAACUUCCAAACACAUAUAAUUUUUUUCUCGCACCUUCCUGUCGGCCGCCAUUGAGUGGAGGGCUGAUAUUGGAGUUUAUGCAUUAUAUAAAUAUAUGAUUGAAACGAAGUUAAGAACUUCUGCAUCCGAGGAAACCUGUUUCAAUCCGAUUUGUAGGAUAUAUUGACACGAAAUAGUAAAAAAUAUAUAAUCUAUGGACG